GUCGUAUAACGUAGCUACCCUUGUUUUUAGUUGUGCUGUGCUGUAAAUGGCACAUUUUCUUUUCUCUGCAUUUUGUUUAGUGAGUGUUCUGUGCUUUCGUGCGCGUUCCGUUCAGUCUCGGGGUGGGGAAAACGCAUGGGUCGUCCUCUCGUCGUGCGUAGCCCCGAAGAAGAGGCGGCUCUCGCGCAGCGCCGGCGAGAGAUCGCCCGCGAAAGAGCGCGCCGCCGACGGGCCGACCCGACGUUGCGAGCCGCUGACGCCGCCGCUCACCGCCAACGCCGAGCACAACAGCCCGAGGUCAGGGACCGCGAAGCUCAGUGGAAACGCCAGCGUCGAGCCGAAAACCCCGAACUGAGGCGACUGGAGGCGCAAGCUAAGCGCCGGCGAAGAGCUACCGAUCCCGAGUUCAGAGAACGCGACGUUCGAGCAAAACGGCAGCGACGCGCCAACGACCCUCGGGCUCUCCGGCAGCGUUGGCAGCGCGACGGAGAAAGGCCUGGCCUGACGAGUGCAGCCUACGAUGAAUCGCUGCCUAACGGUAGUGCUACUACCAGCUUCCGCACAGAAGAUGAAGAAGGCGGUGGUCCGCUCGUGAAAUGCACGCGGCGCCUCGAGAGCAGAGUGUCUUGCGCAGUUUGUGACAGGCUUUGCUUAGACAGCCAGGUGGCUCCACUUCCCUUGCUCAAAGGCGAGGCCUUCAAAGUGCUCAGCGAACACUACCCUGGUGUAGACCGCAAGUCGCUUUGCUCACACUGCAGAGACUCCCUUAUCCGAGGAGUGCCCCCGGCCUUCAGUACUGUGAACGGGGAGGAGAGCAAGAUGCCCCCGCGACCCCCUCCACCGCCGCCUCAGCCCCAGCGGCCAGAAGCUGGCCAAAUCCUUCUGUUGGUCAAGCAGGACGGUGGCGCAGCCAGUACGGGCCGUCUCCUGCUGCCGAGGCCAAUGCCUCAACCUCCUCCCCAGCAGGUCCUCCUCCAUGUCGGAGAUCCAACCACCAUGUUCAUGGCCACUGACUGCUCAACUAUGCAGACAGCGGCAGUGCCUGCAGAAGUUACUACAACACGAGGACUGCAGCAGCCUGUUGUCGGCAGUGGUGGCAUGCUCUUAGAACAACAGGGGUCGGCGGACACCUCCCAUCCUCAGGGCCCCGCCCCCGUUUUACAGCAGCGGCACGUGCUAGCCAAUGGGCAGCCCCCGCCAGACCCCGACAGUAUCCCCGUGCUGGAGCCCAUUACGGCGGAGGAGCACUUCCACGCCGAGAUGCUACAUCAGACCAUCAAGCAAACGGCACUGCUGCAGGACAUGCUGAGUGCCCAACAGCGGAUGGCGGAGGCGGCCGAGCGACAGGCACAGGCCGCAGAGGAACAGAGCCAUGCGCUGUCGCAGCUCGCACUGUUCCUCAUCGAAAAUCAUCGCUCAAACAGAAACAGUGGUGCAAACCUCUCCUCGUCGGUAGUGGACGACUCUUCCUGUCCAGAGGCCACCACACCGCUCUCCAUCACGCCAGAGAUUUUGCAAGUGGAACACUCAACGUGAAAUGUGCCCACGUUAUGACACCAUCACUGUGACAUGAACAAGCUCACAGCCAUCUCAUUGUGAUGUGCUGCUGUGCAGUGCCAGUGUGUGCCUGUCAUCUGACCCCAUAUGCCAAGUGUGACAGUGGUGGUGAUGACAUUCGUAUGAUUCACUUUAAUCAUUCUCAUCAGUACGAUGGACUGCAUGUGUGAAGCUCUCAGAACAAACUGUACCUGUUCUCAAGCCAUGUCUGAUCUUGCUAAGACUAGUGUGUUAAAUGGUUUGACCGAGAGGUUGAUCUGCUGUGCCAGGUGCUUAAAGGGACGUUAACGAGCAGCACUAAGUAGGGUAAUGUAUUCUUUAAGCACUCUCUUCACAUUGAUGUAGGGGAAAGAGACUCAUCAUUAGCUGACCUAUUCAGGGCAAAUUUUUCUUUUUUGGAUUUUAGACCUGAGGCACAGCUCCUGUUUGUUGGUUCAACUGUUUGGACCAUUUCUUUUUAUACUGAUAGUAAUUGUACAGGUACUUUAAGGUCCAUUCGUUCCAUUGUCGUCGGUCACACUUGCCUCGAUGUGACGACGCAUGUGUGGGUAAUGCAUGAUGUUGAUGGUCACGUGAUUUGCAGCCAGUGCUGUGACGAUCCAAAAAACCUGGUAGCUUCGUGCACCUGGUCAUCCUGCAUCCCCAUGGUAGGAGGUGAUCUGUUGAGUUUUUCAGGCACAACACAGUUCAAAUGGUGAAGAGAGUGGUGGCAUGGAGCAUUUGUUUUAGGUAUUUGAAGUGCUGAGAUAUUCGCACACGCCUUGGUUUGGGACAAACGUGCAUGCUCCAUGCUGCUGCACUCCUCAUUGCGUUAUCGUUGUGACCACCGACGCUCACAUUAUCGUGUUGAAUACAUUCACAUUUGUCGGUGUGUAUGAUACAGUAUGGUUGCUUAAGAAGCAAGUGUACUGCGAUUUAUGCCCCCCCAAUACAGUGAGACAUUGGUAUGCUCAAGUCGGUGGCACUCUGCUUUACUGAACUUGAGCUUUGGUGAAGAGUUCCACUGCUGACAGUUUCUCUUCUUACACUGGAUUGCAAGAGAUAUCUGCAUAAUUGGGCAGUUAAAAAAAUCACUUGCAGCAACAUGAAAAACAAAUUUUGUUGAACUAGAGCCGAUGACCACAUUUGUUUGAUGCUAUGUGUACAAAGCCCUCUUCGCAAGGGUUGCAGAAGAAAAAAAAAGAAAUGCGGAUCAGGUGCACUGUGGUGAUCAGUGUGAAUGAAGUGUUCUGGCCUGUUCCUCUGCCGGGCCUCAGCAACAUCUCUGUUGUCACCCACAAUAGUACAAUGUUGAAUACUGUGUUGGCUUCACUGAACUGCUGCUCUCUACACAGUCGAAAAAACACAGAAUUAAAAGCCGUCCGUUACAAGAAAGCUUUUGCUUUAUAUAAUCAUAUGGAAGCAACGGCCUGCUAUUUCUGAGUGAUGUCUUCUCACAUAUCAUCAGUCUUGGUGCAGCAGUCUGCCUAUAAUAUCAAGGACUGGCACAUAAUCAAGUGAGAGGCAUCGCUACAAAAUAGCAGCCCUUAACAUUGCCACAACUAGCACAUUUUGUGUUUUGUGACAUUGUGCUCACGUCAUUUGUGAAAAUAGUGAGCAGUGCCAUAUAAGCUCAGUAAAGGUAAAAGUUGGGCUGCUUCACAAGUAAACAUGAAAAAUGUCAUAUAAACCCCUCCACGUGCCCUAGCUACAAAGCAUG
Rhipicephalus sanguineus (brown dog tick) is the source of this 3256-nucleotide messenger RNA. Its product is annotated as mediator of RNA polymerase II transcription subunit 1.1. The record is from RefSeq and is a predicted model, not a curated record. Bases 136 to 1536 code for a protein of 466 amino acids. The transcript is spliced from 5 exons. NCBI's taxonomy places the organism in Eukaryota, Metazoa, Arthropoda, Arachnida, Ixodida, Ixodidae.